Patiria miniata (bat star) is the source of this 1322-nucleotide messenger RNA. RefSeq lists its product as uncharacterized. The record is from RefSeq and is a predicted model, not a curated record. Lineage: Eukaryota; Metazoa; Echinodermata; Asteroidea; Valvatida; Asterinidae. The transcript has 2 exons. Bases 339 to 830 code for a protein of 163 amino acids.
CAUCUAUACCAAAUCUACUUCAGAGGGGAACGAUCAAAAAAAUACGGACAAGCCGGCAAACAAAACACGGAAACUUUCUGUGGAUUUAAUUUCCUGAAUAUGCCGCCAGAGAUAUGACAUGGAACUCAACUUUAGCUGUUCCACUUUUAAGGCAGAUCGUAUCAUCGUUAUACCACGGGUUGGUAUCUUAUAAAUAGGGCACCUUGACAGCCCGGGCCAGGAGCUUGCAAGAGCUAGCAGAAGGCGAGAGACUGAUGAACCACUGACCAACCAACCACAACUCAUUUCACCAGCAGAUUCGACCGAGGAGGCCUAGACAGCAGAAGCAACUUCGCAAGAUGAAUGCCCACAGUGUCACUGCUCUAGCGAUCAUCAUCAUGACCAUUGGUAUAGAUGCCGAUGUCAAACACUGUUUCUGCGAUCUUCGAUGGUCUACCACUCAGCUGGUAUCCGGGGACAGCGUCGACAGUCUGCCGGUCCUACAGGACCUGUGGAAUCCGCCCUACCGUCAUUUCAUACACGUCGGAUGCUCAAGAGUCCUGGAACACUGCCCUGACGACUGUCUGGCAACCGCCCAUGCAUGGUUGGGAGGCGCCACGAUGACGUAUAAAUCCGGCCCGGACGCGUGCAUUUCUGCGGCUACCAACGCGCCUCCGGGCAGUCCGAUCUACGUGUACGCGUCGUACGACCCCAGCGUGUGCGGAGAUCGCUCGUGGCAGUACAUAGGCCCGCUGUGCUGCUGGGAGAUUUCGUUUCCGGGGUACGAAAGCUUCUUUCUGUACAACCAUGUGUGCAAUGAAUCCUGUCCGCCGAAUAACCCAAGUUGCUAAGUUACAAGGACAUAUUAGGGGUCAUUUUAAAUGAUGCGCGUACGGUACACGAAUGCAGUUCAGGAAAAAGUUACCGAUUACGUAGCCAAUUUCUGUGGUAAUUUCACUAAACACACAUAGGGCCUACAUACAUUGCAACUCAAUUUGAUGUGAGAGAAAACAAAACACACGCGCAAAAUGGUGAUGUAACAGGCAACAUUUGGCGAGCGGCACACGUCUCGUUCUUGCUAAUUUCUAUUGUAGGCCUAUACUACCUGAUAAAACGUCUCCUUUAACUACACAAUGGCAACAGAGUUUAUCAGCUGUGCCUGAAAUAAUAUCACAAACUUUGUGAAAGCAAGAAUAAAGUGUUCAUAUUAGAUGUUGUUGCAUGCAUGUUAAAAGAAACUUUAUCAAAGUUUAUUUUUAUCUCACCGAAGCUAUAGCAAUGCUUACAAGUUCAUGUAAUAUUAAAUGCCUUGCUAAAGGUGCACGUCAGUCAAAGAAUACAUA